CAGGAGGCCGAAGCAGCAGCAACCACUUGACACACCACCUUUGACCGGUGUGAAUGUGAUGCCAUCACAUGUUUUCGCUGCUGCACAGGUUCACUGAGGUUCGUGGACGAAGCCGAAGCUUUGCCGCUUUGUUGCUCGAACCACCUGUUUUCCUCCCGAUAGCUGGGAGGGCAUGCGCACCUUGAAGCCUGAUGGCCACGAGUCCGCGAAAAGUCCGCGGCUGCUUUUGAGAGCGGUUUUCAUUUGCGAUCGUGAACUUCGAGAGUCACUUUCCGACGGUUGAGCUACCCAACCUCAAACAUAGAUUAUACAUUGACAUGCAGGUCUCUUUUUUGAUUUUAUUGAGGCGAGCAUUUGACAGCUCAAGAGUAGUAGACACCCUAGGCCCUAGGCUAGUGCUUUCGAAGAGAUAUGCCCAGCAUCGGGGGUGUGGAUGUCCCGAACUGGUGCGUGGCGGCUGGGGCAGCUGUUCUUACACCCGCUGCCGUCUAUGCCUACCUCUUACGACAGGGCCGAGCACGUCAAGCCUUCUUUGCUGACACACCUCAGCCAAAAGAGCCAGGACCUAUCUUCGCUGGCAUUGUUGAGUUGGAAAAGAUCCAAGGUCAGAGACCCAUUGAGCCUGUGAAGAAGCACUUCAAAGACUUGGGCCUUACUUGGGGGGUACGCCUGCCCGUGUGGCUUUUUCCCAACAUGGAGUUCAUGUUGUUCACGGCUGAUCCUGCCAUCAUUGGAGAGAUUCAAUCCAAGAAGGAUCUCUUCCAUUCGCGCCCCAGCGGCACCGGCUUUGACACCACCAUGCCCAAGGGCCUGCUGGCAUUGCGAAAUACGGGUCCGCAGUCUUCCUGGGCUUUGCACCGUCGUUUGGUGGCGCCGUUGUUCAGUGACAAGUUCUUGGAGGGUUACUCGUCCCAGGUCUCGGAGAAGGCGGACAUGUUGCGCUUCGUGCUCAACGCCAACAUCCAAGAGGGAGAGGUGGAGUGCGACAUCCAGAAUUACAUGAAGUUUGUGACCCUCGACGUCAUCGGCAGCAUUGGCUUUGGUUUCAAUUCCAAGGCGACGAUGACACUUCUUCCAGAACAGCAUCCCAAAGCCUUGAGCAAAGCGGAGACUGAGAGGGAGCUUUCGUUUUCCGAUGCAGGCGAAUUGCUGCUCUUUGAGACGCAACGGCGCACGGGCGAGCCAUCCUUUGCAAAGUAUUGGCCUCCGCGCUACAUGCGCUGGCUGAGUGUGCAGAAGGUCCUUGGCAAGCGCGUUGAUGAAGUCUUGGAAAGCGGCACCGUUGACAAUUCGAGGCUGAACAUGCUCAAGGCCUUGCAAGAUGCCCAUGAGGAAGGUCGAAAGAUGAGCAAGGCAGAAUUACGAGAUGAAAUUCUCACUUUGCUGAUGGCCGGCCACGAGACCACAGGCUAUACAACAUCAUGGGCACUUCUGGAGGUGGCUCGCAAUCCUGAGGUGCAAGAAAAGAUUCUUGCAGAAGCAUCCACCCUUGAUCUGGACAACAUGCAAUUGACACAUGUUCAGGGCUCGCUGCCUUAUACCUGGAUGGUGUGGCAGGAGGCUCUUCGCUUGCACCCCACGGUCAUUGGACAUGUACGCCAAGCGGAGGCUGACGUGACACUGGGUGGGAAGUACUCAAUUCCAAGGGGUACUUUGCUAGUGAUCAGCCAAUUGAUGCUGGCACACAACGAAGACACGUGGGGCAGCGAUGUGAUGGACUUUCGUCCUGAGAGAAUGGAAAAGGGUUAUCCAGACAUGUACCUCCCAUUUGGCUUUGGUGGUCGUGCGUGCAUUGGCAAGAGGCUUGCCUACGUGGAGGGUGUCUACUUGCUGGCGUUCAUCGUGAAGAACUUCAAUCUCCGAAUCCAGGAAGGAUCGCCAGCUCCUACGCCAAAAGUGUCAAUCACACAAUCCUCGGAGGAUGGAAUCAAUUUGUUGAUGUCCAAGCGCCGUCAAUAGAUAGCACCUCGUGCUGUUUGCUGAGAUCUCCGGCUUUCCCAUACUUUUGGACCAGUUCAAGGGUUCUUGUCCAAGGCUUUGAAGUGUUUAAAACACUUCAGUCCUGGUGGGCGCUUUGGUUUGCCGAGUGCGACCGCCAGUUAGUUAUGGCAUGUUUCAUCGCAGACUUUUCCCGGGCUAGCCGCAGAGAAGUUAAAAUAGGCGCCAACAUCAAUAGGGAAUGGACAUGAACGGAAGAGGCUUUUUUCUCAUGGCUCCCAGUCAAGUCAAACUUGUGAUGCAUACCGAGCCUGCCCCGCUGGUGGAGCUCAUGAUGAACAGAAGCAGCGUUGAAAGUGACCACUACUGCUUUGAAUCGAUUCUGCACAAGCUCAGCCGCCCAGAAAAAGAACGGCAUGUUUGAAAGCGAGUGGCUUGGUGCAAGUGGCUCAAUACAGAUGUCCAACUUGAAGUGUCGUAGAUGUUCUGUGAGUUGAGUUGAUUUCUGACAUGUUCUGAUGUUUGCUUGCACUUCUGUGGCUCCAGCUCACUUGUGGCCGUGGCCUGGGGUCAGAACCGAAGGACCCCCCGAAGGACGUUCACUCUGAGCCUUUCUAUGGCCCCAGUGACCUUUUUC
This is a messenger RNA of Durusdinium trenchii, 2575 nucleotides long. NCBI's taxonomy places the organism in Eukaryota, Dinophyceae, Suessiales, Symbiodiniaceae. The record is from the annotation of a GenBank genome assembly.